CACACCGUCUCCGCCUCCGUCACACUCACCAUUCCCCUCUACCUUUACUGUCUCCUUGUUCGUCCUCCUCCUCAUCGCUCGCCUUUUCUCUUCCCCCAAAGGAUUGCGACAUGGGCGCUAAAAGUUAGGCUGCUGGGCUUGUGGAGAGGAGGCCGAAGGUCGCCCAACUCAGCUCGGAAAGCGGUGUGCGCAAGGAUGAAGGAGGUGGCUAGGAAGCACAACACGGUUUCGCCAUGCGCAGCAUGCAAGCUCCUCAGGCGGCGGUGCACGCAGGAUUGCAUCUUUGCUCCUCACUUCCCUGCCGACGAGCCCCACAAGUUCGCCAACGUGCACAAGGUGUUCGGCGCCAGCAACGUCAGCAAGCUCUUGCAGGAGAUAGCAGUGCAGCACCGAGGAGACGCAGUGAGCAGCCUGGUGUACGAGGCCAACGCCCGGGUGCGCGACCCAGUGUACGGGUGCGUCGCCGCCAUCUCCACCCUCCAUCGCCAAAUCCAGGCACUCCAGGCGCAGCUGGCCAUGGCACAAGCACAAAUGGUGCACUUGCGGAUGAGCCACGCCGCCUCCCUCGCCCACGCUGGCCUUGGCCACAGCCCCAUGGGCGCAGGGAGCACCAGCACGGGCUCUUCCUCCAUGUCCCCCACUCACAACCAGCUGAUGGAGCCUGACACCGUCAAUGCCAAGCCAGUCUUCGCCCUGGACAUGGUGGUGCUGGACCAGACUAACCUGGGAUCAGAACCACCAAUUUGGUCAUUUUAGCACCAUCAGCCAGUGCUGUUCUCGUGUCUUAUAAAGAUAGCUUUUGAUAUCUAGAUGGCAAUAUUGCAGCUCUUUUUCUUUUGGAUACAGAAGCUGCAUGUGAUGCAGACAUCGUCUUAUAACAAGAAUUGAAGUGCUUGUGUGUAGAACUGUACUGUUGGUGUCAUUUACUCCCUAACAUAAUGUCUAUAAUUAUUCUGCUAUCA
This is a messenger RNA of Musa acuminata AAA Group (dessert banana), 962 nucleotides long. Its product is annotated as LOB domain-containing protein 4-like. The transcript is spliced from 2 exons. The record is from RefSeq and is a predicted model, not a curated record. Bases 196 to 756 code for a protein of 186 amino acids. Lineage: Eukaryota; Viridiplantae; Streptophyta; Magnoliopsida; Zingiberales; Musaceae.